Molecule: messenger RNA, 2167 nt
Organism: Podarcis raffonei (Aeolian wall lizard)
Lineage: Eukaryota; Metazoa; Chordata; Lepidosauria; Squamata; Lacertidae
Gene: NCALD
Product: neurocalcin delta
Exons: 4
Coding region: 369-950 (193 amino acids)
Biological process (GO): calcium-mediated signaling
Cellular component (GO): cytosol
Molecular function (GO): actin binding; tubulin binding; calcium ion binding
Source: RefSeq, a predicted model, not a curated record
GCCACGCUUCCGCCCAGCUUCCCCAAGGCUUUAGGUCGAGGCUUUCAGUGCGCGCUCAUGAAAUUGCCUUCCUGAUCCGAUUAAAGAGCCCGCUUUGGCCGAGGGCUCUCUUUUUACGCAGCGCCUUGGCGGCGCUUGCCCGAAGGGGGCCCCGAUCCUCGGCUUCCUCUCCCGGGUUACGGGCUAGACUGCAACCUGAGCAGGGGGUUCCUCGGGAGGAAGUCCCGUUGAAUGUCCUGGGAGGGAACUUCUCAGGGCGCGCAAGUGUAAGGAGGCACCGCCGGCUGAUGGGGAAAGGAAGGAGGUUAGCACAACAAACGCUGAGAGCGGCAUUCUCUCCCCUUCUCCGAUAAGAUCCCGACUCCAACAUGGGGAAACAGAACAGCAAGUUGCGCCCCGAAGUCAUGCAGGAUUUGCUAGAAAGCACAGAUUUUACAGAACACGAAAUCCAGGAAUGGUACAAAGGCUUUCUGAGAGACUGUCCAAGCGGACAUUUGUCCAUGGAGGAGUUUAAGAAAAUCUAUGGGAAUUUUUUCCCUUACGGGGACGCUUCUAAAUUUGCCGAACACGUCUUCCGCACGUUUGAUGCGAACGGCGACGGAACGAUAGACUUCAGAGAAUUUAUCAUUGCCUUGAGCGUAACAUCCCGAGGGAAACUGGAGCAGAAGCUGAAAUGGGCAUUCAGCAUGUAUGACCUGGAUGGAAACGGCUACAUCAGCAAGGCGGAGAUGUUGGAAAUAGUUCAGGCAAUCUACAAGAUGGUUUCUUCGGUUAUGAAGAUGCCAGAAGACGAAUCGACACCCGAGAAAAGAACAGAGAAAAUCUUCCGCCAGAUGGACACCAACCGGGACGGAAAACUUUCUCUGGAAGAGUUUAUUCGAGGAGCCAAGAGUGACCCAUCCAUCGUCCGUCUCCUUCAGUGUGACCCCAGCAGCGCUGGGCAGUUCUAAAACAGUUGCUUGGAUUAUUUCAUGUCUCUGGGGUUUUUUUUAUUUCUUUUCUCUCUCUCUCUUUUUUUGCCAAAACAACAUUCAUGGUGGCAUUGCCUCUGUCCGGCCAACUAUGCCUUCUUUUGUGGCACCUUUCGCUUUCGUUGUGGCAGAUCAGUUAGAAGUUGUGCUAGGAAAACACUCUCCCAAAUGCAUCCUGGGAUACAGAGAGAGCUGCCCGCACAACUAUGUCAGUUUUCAAAUGGUUGUCACAAUCUGCGCGGCCUGGUCCUCAAUCAGUUUGCCUGGGAGCAAAUCCCAGGGGGUUUGAACAGGACUUCCUUCCAAGCAUGCUUAGGAUUGAAGCCUUAAGUUUUGAUUUGUCCGUCAAUUCCAAGCUAAAAAAAAGAAAUGCGGAGGGACGAGAGCCCUUUGCCAGAAGUAUGUAGGGUUCUGAGGCAUACAUGGAGUAGUGCGCAAGAAACGUCUACCAUGUUCCCUUCAGUGCUGGGGAAUGCUGAAGAACAUUCUCUGGCAUUGCAGCAAAUGAAGAAGCCUCUUUCAGAUCUCUAUGUGUGCACCAGUGACACUAGUAGCAGGGUUUGGAUCACAGUCAGACCAAGUAAUUUAACAUUCCCGGUGGCAUUCAGCUAAGUUUUAAUCAGAAUGGACCCACUGAAAUUCAUAGAAUUGUAGAGUUGGAAGAGACCCCGAGGGUCAUCUAGUCCAACCCCUUGCAACACAGGAAUCACAACUAAAGCAUUCCUCAGAGAUGCCCCUCAAACUUCUGCUUAAAAACCUCCAGUGAAGGGAGAGUCCACCACCUUCCGAAGGGGUCCACACCAACAUCAAAUAGCUCUUGCCGUCUGAAAGGUCUUCCUAAUAUUUAGUCAGAAUCUCCUUUCUUGUCAUUUGAAUUGAUUGGUUCGGGUCUUGCCCCCGGACCAGGAGAAAACAAGCUUCCAACUUCCAUGUGAUCCCCUUCAGAUAUUUGAAGAUGGCUAUCGUAUCGCCUCCUUUUCCCCAGGCUUAACCAUUCUUCACAAGGCUUGGUUUCCAGACCCUUGAUCAUCUUGGUCACCUAACGUGACUAAUGUCCAUUCCUUUCAAUGGGUCUACCCCGAGUAAAGCGUAGUUGAAUGCCACCGUCUGUCGCCAUAUUAUGCUAGAGUUGGGCUGCUGCAACAAACCUCUGUAAGGUCCCUGCUUAUCUCUAAUAAAAUUACCUGUGGUCACUG